AUGGCGCACUCGCACUCACACACGGAGCCACAGGCGCAGCUCCAGCGACCGGGACAUCAGGUCCUGGAUCAGUUCCCGCAGCUGCAGGAGCUGAUGGCUGCGAAUGAGAAGUGGGCGGGGGAGAUCAAGGCAAGGGAGCCAGAGUUGCUCGAGACGUUGUCGAAAGGACAAGCUCCCAAGAUCCUCUGGAUUGGCUGUGCCGACUCUCGAGUCCCGGAGAGCGUCAUUUUGGCUCGGAACCCCGGAGAGGUGUUCGUUCUGCGAAACGUCGCCAACCAGUUCCGGCCAGAUGAUGAUUCUGCCAACGGUCUGCUCGAGUAUGCCGUCGGUCCGGUCGGCGUUGAACACGUUAUCGUCUGCGGCCAUUCGGGCUGCGGCGGCUGCGUUGUCGCCCACGGUCUCCCCAAUCCCAAAUUCGAAGAGAACGACACCUCGGAUACACCCCUUAUGCGGUUCAUCGAACCCAUCGUGACCCUCCGCCACAGCCUCGAGGGCACGUGUACCGUCGAUAAGCUGAUAGAGGAGAACGUCAAGGUCGGAGUGCGGAACGUGGUGGCUAGCGAGGCUAUGCGGAAUAGUUGGGCGAGGGCGGGGAGAGGGGAGGGCAAGAAGGUGUGGGUGCAUGGAUGGGUUUACGACAUCAAGUCGGGUCGCCUGCGCGAUCUGGGUAUCUCGGUCGGUCCUCCCGAGCACGAAUAG
Messenger RNA from Dioszegia hungarica, 699 nucleotides. RefSeq names its product carbonic anhydrase. Lineage: Eukaryota; Fungi; Basidiomycota; Tremellomycetes; Tremellales; Bulleribasidiaceae. The transcript has 5 exons. Gene Ontology annotation, molecular function: carbonate dehydratase activity; zinc ion binding. The record is from RefSeq and is a predicted model, not a curated record. Bases 1 to 699 code for a protein of 232 amino acids. Gene Ontology annotation, biological process: cellular response to carbon dioxide; carbon utilization; cellular response to oxidative stress.